AUGUGUCCCUGUACGGCCUCCUAUUGCUGCUGUCUCCAUCGCCACACUCUGCCAUGUGCCACUUUCAGGUCUCCUCACACUGCUGGUGGGUUCCAUUUUGUCAUAGGGUUGCUGUAUGGCCUCCCAUUGCUGCUGCCUCCACCGCCACACUGUGGCUCCAAACACUGGUUUUGGCCCCGUGACUGGCCAAAUGAGUGAAGUGUGCGGUGAUUCUAAGAUCGACGGCACUCAUCUGCAUGUCAUACUGACUGAUAGUAUUAUUUCUCUUCCCCAGCAGACUCCAAGGGCAUUUAAAUUAAAGGUACAGUGUUCUGCACUAAUAUUA
Messenger RNA from Staurois parvus, 325 nucleotides. NCBI's taxonomy places the organism in Eukaryota, Metazoa, Chordata, Amphibia, Anura, Ranidae. The record is from the annotation of a GenBank genome assembly.